UUGGGGUGCUUUACGGCAGUGUGGCGCUCCCGGUUUACGACAGUUUGCGGCAGUGUGGCGGCCACUCUCGGUGGCGUUUCCCGAAGUUUCUCGAAUCCGGUUCCAUCGGCGGCGGCGGAGCCGGAGAUUCGGCUUUUGGUAGAAGAUGGCCCGAUUCCUGACCCCUGUGAUCCAGGAUAAUCCGUUCGGAUGGGGACCGUGCGCAGUCCCAGAACAGUUCAAGGACAUGCCAUACCAGCCAUUCAGUAAGGGUGACCGGCUGGGAAAGGUUGCUGAUUGGACGGGAGCAACGUACCAGGAUAAGCGGUAUACCAAUAAGUACUCCUCCCAGUUUGGUGGGGGCAGUCAGUACGCCUACUUCCACGAGGAGGAUGAGAGCAGCUUCCAGUUGGUCGACACGGCCCGCACACAGAAGACUGCAUACCAGAGGAACCGUAUGCGCUUUGCUCAGCAGAGAAACAUGCGACGUGAGAAGGAUCGGCGCCAGCUGCUGCAGUUUAACAUGCAGACACUUCCGAAAAGCGCCAAGCAAAAGGAGAGGGACCGCCUGCGGCUGCAGAAGAAAUUUCAGAAGCAGUUUGGCGUACGACAGAAAUGGGACCAGAAAAACCAGCUGAAGCCAAGAGAUUCCUCUGUUGAAGUGCGCAGUGACUGGGAGGUGAAGGAAGAGAUGGAUUUCCCUCGGCUGAUGAAGAUGAGGUACAUGGAAGUGGCGGAACCCAGUGACAUAGAGUGCUGCGGUACACUGGAGUACUAUGACAAGGCCUUCGACCGAAUCACCACCCGCAACGAGAAACCACUGCGAAGCAUCAAGAGGAUUUUCCACACUGUCACCACCACCGACGAUCCUGUCAUCCGGAAGCUGGCCAAGUCUCAGGGCAAUGUAUUUGCAACCGAUGCCAUCUUGGCCACUCUGAUGUGCUGCACCAGGUCGGUCUACUCAUGGGACAUCAUUGUGCAGCGGGUUGGAUCCAAACUCUUCUUCGAUAAACGUGACCACUCCGAUUUCGACCUCCUGACAGUCAGUGAAACUGCCAAUGAGCCGCCUCAAGAUGAAGGGAAUUCUUUCAAUUCUCCCCGUAAUCUGGCCAUGGAGGCCACUUACAUCAACCACAACUUCUCUCAGCAAUGCCUGAAGAUGGUGAGGAAGGGGACAUCAAACGAUGGUGUAGAGAAGUACAAGUUCCCGAAUCCAAACCCUUUUGUGGAAGACGACGUAGACAAAAACGAGGUGGCUUCAGUGGGAUACAGGUAUCGGAGGUGGAGGCUGGGCGAAGACAUUGAUCUGAUUGUGCGAUGUGAACACGAUGGUGUCAUGACGGGUGCUAACGGCGAGGUCUCUUUCAUCAACAUCAAGACGCUGAAUGAGUGGGACUCACGGUACUGUAAUGGUGUGGACUGGCGUCAGAAGCUGGACUCUCAGAGGGGAGCUGUUCUCGCCACAGAGUUAAAGAAUAACAGCUACAAGCUGGCUCGCUGGACCUGCUGUGCGUUGCUGGCUGGGUCGGAAUAUCUUAAACUCGGGUAUGUGUCCCGAUUCCACAUCAAGGACUCGUCUCGCCAUGUGAUCCUGGGCACCCAGCAGUUCAAACCCAACGAGUUUGCCAGUCAGAUUAACCUGAGCAUGGAGAACGCUUGGGGUAUCCUCCGCUGUGUCAUUGACAUCUGCAUGAAACUGGAUGAAGGGAAAUACCUCAUCCUGAAAGAUCCUAACAAGCAAGUGAUUCGUGUCUAUAGCCUCCCCGAUGGGACCUUCAGCUCCGAAGAGGAUGAUGAGGAAGAGGAUGAGGAUGACGAAGAGGAAGAUGGGGCACAGUGAUGCAAACCUUUGAUAGUCACCACGCUGUGUAGACCAUGCCCUGCCAACACUAGAUUCCAAUUUUACCCAUCAUGCAGCAAGGCAAAGGAUGAAUACAAGUGGUUCAUUGUACACCCACUCAAAACAAACACUUCCUUUGGUGUUUUUAACCAAAACCCUAACUCCUGUUGGUGUAGGUGGUAGUGCUUCUCUGAUACAUCAUCCCAGUGGUCUCUGUAUCUGAGCCUUGUGGAUCAGUCUGAGAACCUGUACGCACUCUCUUUGUACAUGCACUCUCUCGCUCGCUCUCUCUCUCUCUCUCGCUCUCAUGACCCCAGCCCUCCCUCUCUCAUUCACUCACACUCCUGCCUUCACUCUGUGCAUUAUCUCUGUCUUUUGCUUCCCCCUCCAACCCCAAUUCUCCUUGUUGCUGUGUGCUUCUAACUCCAAUUAGUCCAGUCCAGGUCAGUUAUUGGGGCACUUAUUGAGGAUGCCUACUCCCAGGCCUUGGAAUCCUAUGCCCCUUGAAGUUGUGUUUUCUCUAUGAUUAAAUCUCCCACAGCUGCUUCCUCCAGGCCUGUGCUUGGGAACUAGUGGGACACACUGAUGCCUCUGUGACUGAGCUUGUGUAUCGUGGGCUUUAAAUUUGACCCUCGACCCCAGAUGAAUUUUCAUAAACCAAUGAAUAGGAAAAUACAGAAUGUUCUGAACUGGAGUAGGGGAAGCAUGUGUUUAAAAUCCUAUAAAGUAAGUUGGAAACAAAUAUAGGGACGAAUAAUCAGAUCUGUUGGAUAGGGAGUUGUAGAUGCAUCGACAGAUAUGUUGAAAGUUAGAGAUGGGUGUGGGCUCGCAACUCAACUCAACUCUAUGGGGAGAUUUUUUUAUUCUCUUACUCUCCUGCUGUUAGACAUUCCUCUGUUAAUUUAUCCUCAUUCUUGUCCAAGUAACCCCUGCACCAACCCACCUCCCAAAAGGGAAUGAGAUGAGGUAACCGUGUUCCAUCUCAUGGAUUUCUGAUCUCCCACUUGCUCCGAUUACAGUGUACGGAAACUUUGUAAAUCUGAUGCCAGCCUCUUUUGGAACGUGUUCUGGAAGGAGUUCAUUAUGACAGGUUUUGAAGCUGUUGAGGGAGGGAUUGAGUCUGUGUACAAUAAAAAUGACAAAAUAUUG
This is a messenger RNA of Chiloscyllium plagiosum (whitespotted bambooshark), 2968 nucleotides long. RefSeq names its product eukaryotic translation initiation factor 3, subunit D (gene eif3d). Gene Ontology annotation, cellular component: cytoplasm; eukaryotic translation initiation factor 3 complex. The record is from RefSeq and is a predicted model, not a curated record. Gene Ontology annotation, biological process: translational initiation. Lineage: Eukaryota; Metazoa; Chordata; Chondrichthyes; Orectolobiformes; Hemiscylliidae. Gene Ontology annotation, molecular function: translation initiation factor activity.